This is a messenger RNA of Adineta ricciae, 324 nucleotides long. NCBI's taxonomy places the organism in Eukaryota, Metazoa, Rotifera, Eurotatoria, Adinetida, Adinetidae. The record is from the annotation of a GenBank genome assembly.
AUGGCUGUUUUACUUGCUGCUAUCAUUUGCCCAAUUGUAUUUGCGAUUUGUUUUCUUAGUCAAACGAUUUACUUUCUGUACAAAGUUCUCAAGGAAAGACGAACGGAUUAUGUUGGAGAUACCCCGGUGACAACGGUUCAUAUGAGCGAAGGUGAAGCAUCAUGUUGCAUGGGCUGGGCGUGGACGUCCUGCAUAGAUAAAUCAACAAAUCGAAUAACAUUGAAAGUAUUUAUCGCUUGGUAUCUAGUUUGCCUUUGUUUUGACAUUCUGGUAACAGCCAUUUUCUAUGUUAUUCUUUAUCAUUAUCGACGUAUUUAUGUUUAA